AGCCCUUAUCCGCCGAUACGAAGAAAUUGAAGAAGACAAACGGAAUGCUGAGAAACAAAGCAAGGCCAUUACCCCUCACUGGGCUAAACAAGAAAACCUCACAAUCACUAUAACGAAGGCACCUAAUGAAAAAAGAAUUGUAAGUGAGAACUGGAAUAGCUGUGACAGCGAAUAUGAGCAGAAGUUCACUGUGCGUGUGGGAAAAGAAAUGCAGCUGGCUGUUACAAUGGACAGUAAAGUUGAGGACAAGAAAGAAGUCAAUAAAAAGGUCGGCCAAGACUGCAUACUGGUGGCAAGCAAAGUGCCUAAUUUAACCAUGGAAGAAGUGGAUCAUCGUUUUACCUUUGGUAGAGGACGUCGUCUGAAGAUUGCAAUUGCCAUGGAUCAAGAAGCCAAGAAGAAAGCUGGAAAAAAGCAUGAAGAAAUAGAGAAAAUUGGCGUGAAAGAGCAAAUCAGUAAGGAUGAUCUUGAAUAUCUGAGGUGGAAGAAAGAGCGUGAACAAGUUGAUCUUGACCGUGUGGCACGGCAUAAGAACUCAAAAGGAGAGUGGCGCCGUCCCUGGGAUAUGGAAAAGACAGAUCUGUUUAAAGAUGAUUCUGACAUAGUCCGUAGUGGCUUCUAUGGCAAAAAAGGGCUUGAAAAACCAGUUAAUGAAAAGAUACAGACAAAAAGUAGUCAAGCAAAAGGAAAGGAUCGCCUUACUGGCAGAGCUCAAAGGUUUAAAGAUGACACUAUUUACGUCGACACAGUCCCAAGUGCAUUCUGUGGCAAAAGAAAUGAGCAUCACAUGAAACACCUAAAGAAUCCAUCAAGAAACUGA
Molecule: messenger RNA, 820 nt
Organism: Nanorana parkeri
Lineage: Eukaryota; Metazoa; Chordata; Amphibia; Anura; Dicroglossidae
Gene: CCDC9B
Product: chromosome unknown C15orf52 homolog
Exons: 9
Coding region: 209-820 (203 amino acids)
Source: RefSeq, a predicted model, not a curated record